Durio zibethinus is the source of this 6591-nucleotide messenger RNA. The record is from RefSeq and is a predicted model, not a curated record. Lineage: Eukaryota; Viridiplantae; Streptophyta; Magnoliopsida; Malvales; Malvaceae.
AUGAAAAAUGAUGCAGUACAGAAGUUGACUAAAGAACGAAAAGUAUUGAAAGAAGAUCUGCAAGAUUUGCAUCAAGAAAAUAAGAAAUUAAGGUUGGAUAGUAGACCUUUGAAGGGAUCCAAGAAGGAUGUGGAAGAACUACGAGACAUGGUGGAAUAUUGGAAGAACAGAGCUCGAGAGAACAAAGAAAUGAUCUUCACACUCACCAAAGAGCAACAUGAAUGGAAAGAAAAACUUUCAGGGGCCUCUGAAAAGGUAACAAGGCACCAAAGAGAAAGUGAAAAGCUAAAAGCUGAGCUAAUGAGGGAACAAAGCAAGAACUCCGAUUUGCAAAGCAAGAAAAAAGCCUUAGAGCAUGAAUUAAUGAGUUUGGAGCUUCAAUUGACAAGCAAUCAGAGGCACAUAAAUGAGAUUUUGACUGAGUGGCAAGAUAGAGAAGAUUAUUGGGCUCGCACUUGUAAUAUGGAGGUAGAUGCUCGAGAGAUGUGGAGAGCAGAAAGUUUAGGGAGGCAGCAAUACAUCGAACACCUGACUGCUCAAAUCUACAAGGCUGUUCAAAAAGCAGGCAACAUGGUUGAAAAGGCGAAAGCACUGGAACGAGAGAUUGUACCAACCCAAGGCCACAGUCAAAGAUUAUUGCACUUUUUUCAUGAAGCUAGGGAGCAAUAUGCUCAAAUCAAAUGUUCAAGGAUAGCAAAGCCAAGGAACCACAACCCGUCAAUUUCGCAUAGAUAUAAUACUCGUUCCCAGACUCGAGCCAUGGCAGAAGAGAAUACAGCUAGGACAGGAGAUGAGGUUAAUGUGGAAGAGCCAUUAUACCCUCCUGGAUUCAAUCCACCUCAAGUUCAGAUUCAAGUUCCUCGGGGUAUACACAUACAACCACCAAGUGCGCAGCCAUACCCCUAUGUCAAUCAUUCUGCAAAUCAGCAGUCGACCCACUUGAAUGCCAAUUCGAGACCCAUCCCAGUCGAUCCCAUCAUGGUACCAAAUCUUGACGACCCUGUUGAGCAAGAGAAGUCUCACGAAAUGUCAGAACCUGUUAUAAAUUCAAAAAUUCAAGACAAAUAUGACCAGCUUGAAGAGAGGCUUAAAGCGGUUGAAGGUAAUGACACUUAUGGGGUUAUUGACGCCAACGAGCUUAGCCUAGUGCCUGACUUGGUUAUCCCACCAAAAUUUAAGACCCCAGAUUUUGAGAAAUACGAUGGGACAAAGUGUCCAUCUGCUCAUAUCACCAUGUUUUGUAGAAAGAUGACGGGUUAUACCCAUAAUGACAAACUAUUGAUACACUGUUUUCAGGAUAGUUUGACUGGUUCAGCAGCUAAAUGGUACGUGCAAUUAGAUCGAAAUAAGAUCAGUUCAUGGAAAAACUUGGCCAAAGUUUUUCUUGCUCAGUAUAAGCACGUCUUGGAUACAGCCCCUGAUAGACUGUCAUUACAAAAUAUGGAGAAAAAGUUGACGAAAACCUUCAAAGAAUACGCACAUCGGUGGAGAGAUGCAGCAGCCCAAGUACAACCACCACUGACUGAAAAAGAGAUAACCGUGCUAUUCGUCAAUACACUGAAGGCCCCGUAUUAUGAUAGAUUGGUGGGAAAUGCCACGAAAAACUUCUCUGACAUGGUAAUUUCAGGGGAGAUGAUAGAAAAUGCUAUCAAAAGUGGUAAAAUUGAAGGGUCUGAAAAGAAGAUAGCUACAUUAAGGAAGAAAGAGCAGGAGACACAUGUUGUCACUCACACAAAUCCCCCACACCAUCCUUUUGUUUCAUAUAACCCACACCCCCAUUACUACUCUACCAUAAACCAAAUCUCUCAACAACCAUACCAUUACCGAGCCCCCCAACAAUCGUUACCCAGAUCAAGUUUUAGCCCUCAACCAUCCAAUUACACCCCAGCACCUCCAGCUCGACCAUUUACUCGACCAACCUACCCAAACAGCAAUCAAAGAAACUCACAGAAUAAUAACAAUCGAGAAAGACCUCAUUUUGACCCAAUUCCCAUGACAUACACAGAUUUGUAUCCUCGACUUGUUGAAAAACAUCUGCUUGCUCCUGUUAUUAUUGAACCUUUGAAACCUCCGUUUCCCAAAUGGUAUGACCCCAAUGCACAUUGUGAUUAUCAUUAUGGGAAUCCAGGUCAUUCCACUGAGCAUUGUAUUGCUUUGAAGCAUAAAGUGCAGGGGUUAAUCAAUGAAGGAGUAUUAAAUUUUGAUACCAGCCAACAAGGGACUCCAAAUGUCAAUGGAAACCCUCUACCAAAUCAUACCAGACCAUCAAUAAAUGCUUUGAUUGAUGGGCAAACAAGUUACGUGAAAAGAAGAAUAGAAGAGGUCAAAACUCAUAUGGCUAAAGUGUUUGAAACCUUGGUCAAAGCUGACAUGCUGAAGUCGAUAGAACCUCAAAAUUACUCUGAAGCGGUUAACUCAACUGAAAGCUGCCAUUAUCACAGAGGUGCUCUGGGGCAUUCUAUCGAAAACUGUCACCAAUUUCGUCAAGAGGUGCAAAAAUUGAUGGAUGAAGGUCGAAUAGAGUUUUACCAAGAGAGAGAAGAGUUGGUGAAAGUGUCUACCAUUGAUUCAAAGAAUAAGUUUGGGCGUAGACCAGUAACUAUCUAUUAUGAUGAGAAGCCAACAUCGAAGCUAGAAAAACCCGUCUCUCGACCAGUGGUGACAAUUAAAGUUUCUGGCCCUUUUCCAUAUCAGAAUGAUAAAGCAGUACCUUGGAAGUACGAUUAUGAUGUCGUAGUCAACCCAGAUACUGCCAACAUAACGGGUGUAGGAGGCAUAACUCGAAGUGGGAGGUGUUAUACCCCAGAAGCUCUAGAAAAAGCUAGAAAGGAGAAAGCCAAGGUAGGAGAAGAAAAUGAAAGUCAGAGUGGUCUUGACACAACCCUAGAAAAAGAAUGGCAGAAGCCAGUAUCUGAGAGUGAAGCAGGUGAAUUUUUAAAGUUAAUAAAACAUAGCGAGUAUAGCGUGGUAGAACAGCUUAACAAGAUGCCAGCUAGAAUUUUACUAUUGUCAUUAUUGCUCAGUUCAGAGUCACACCGUAAUGCUUUACUGAAAGUGUUAAAUCAAGCAUAUGUGUCUCACAAUGCUUCUGUUGAAUAUGUGGAACAGCUUGUUGGCAAUCUGACGAUUUCAAACUAUAUCUCUUUCAGUGAUGAAGAGAUUCCUCCUGAAGGUAGAGGAAGUACCAGGGCUCUUCACAUUACUGUGAAAUGUAAAAGUCAUAUAAUGGCUAAGGUUUUGAUUGAUAAUGGCUCAUCCAUCAAUGUUAUACCUGCGACUACUCUGGCAAAACUCCCUGUUGAUGGAUCUUAUAUGAAACCUAGUCAUAUGAUAGUGAGAGCCUUUGAUGAAACCAGAAGAGAAGUGUUGAGAGAUAUAGAAGUGCCAUUGCAGAUUGGCCCAUGUACCUUCAAUAUGAAAUUUCAAGUUAUGGACAUCUCUCCUUCAUAUAGUUAUUUAUUAGAUAGACCGUGGAUCCAUAUGGCAGGUGCUGUCCCAUCCUCAUUACAUCAAAAAGUCAAAUUUAUUGUUGAAGGGAAGCUAACAUGUGUGGCAGGAGAAGAAGAUUUAUUGGUAACUCAACCGAUAAAUACUCCUUAUGUGGAAUCGGCAGAUGAAGCUUUAGAAUGCUCUUAUAGAUCUUUCGAGAUUGCCAAUGCAACAUAUAUAGCUGGAGGAUCUAAAUUAUAUUCACCACACUUAUCUGUGACUACUAAAAUGGUAGUCAAACAGCUUACCAAGAUGGGAUGGCGACCUGAAGUCGGACUUGGGAAGAACCUGCAAGGAAUUACGAAGCCAUCGGCCAUAUAUGAAAAGAGAGACAGGUUUGGCUUGGGAUAUAAGCCAACAAGAGGGGACAGAGUAAGAAUGAUGAAUGAGAAAAGAGAUAAGAGGAUAGCUAAUCUUAAGGGAUAUGAGCUGGAGUCAGAGCCGAUAGUCAUUCCAUACCUUUAUGAUUCUUUUCACUCGGGAGGAUACAUUUAUUCAGAUUUACCGAGAGCCCCAAGUGCAGGAUUCAUGGAAAAAUUUUCAGAGCUGGCCAUUCAAAUGGUGGAUGAUGGAGAAAAGAAGAGUCGAAGUGAAGAGCUAUUCGUGUACCCUUGUCCUUCAGAUUUUGAGUUGGAUAAUUGGAAAGUUACAGAGCUGCCUGUUUUUCUACGAGUAUUAGGAGAUCUUUUAUGGUGUGUUUAUGUUUGUCAUUUUAAUAAAAGACUUAGAAGAUGCAUCCGUAUUUUUUCUGUCAUUUUUAUCUUCGUUUUACCUUUCAUCCUUUUCUUUCCUACAUUUUCUUGCCAUUCCAUUUUUGUGUGCCAAUAUUCUCUCCAUAUUACCCUUUGCAGGGUCUCAAACAAUGAACAUGAGGAUAAUCAUGGCAUUAAUCUCGGAUUUGAUUUUGAAAACUUAAUUCAUGUUGAUGAACUUGAUAAUGAGGAAGAUUCAGAUAACUAUACACUGCCUCUUGAUUUGUUAAAAUUAAUAGAACAUGAAGAUAAGCCAAUUGAACCCCACCAAGAAAUUACUGAAUCAGUAAAUUUGAGAGAUGGUGAGAAUAAAAGAGAGGUCAAAGUUGGUACAUCUCUUUUACCAGCUGAAAGACAGAAGCUAGAAGAGCUGCUACGAGAAUAUGUAGAUGUGUUCGCAUGGACUUACCAGGAUAUGCCAGGACUCAGCACUGAUAUUGUAGAGCACAAGUUACCUUUAAAACCAGGAUGUAAGCCGAUGCAGCAAAAGCUAAGGCGCAUGAAACCAGAGAUGCUGCUGAAAAUUAAAGAGGAAGUGAAGAAACAAUUCGAUGCUGGAUUUUUAGAAGUGGCAAAAUAUCCUGAAUGGGUAGCCAACAUAGUGCCAGUUCCUAAGAAGGAUGGAAAAGUGAGAAUGUGUGUUGAUUAUCGAGAUUUGAAUAGAGCAAGCCCUAAGGAUAACUUUCCUUUACCUCACAUCGAUACUCUAGUGGAUAAUACUGCUAGGCACUCCACAUUUUCCUUUAUGGAUGGUUUCUCAGGCUAUAAUCAGAUCAAGAUGGCUCGAGAUGAUAUGGAGAAAACUACAUUUGUGACCAUGUGGGGAACAUUCUGUUACAAAGUCAUGCCUUUUGGGUUGAAAAAUGCUGGUGCUACUUAUCAAAGAGCAAUGGUGACUCUUUUUCAUGACAUGAUGCAUAAAGAGAUAGAAGUGUAUGUAGAUGAUAUGAUUGCAAAAUCUCGUGAAGGAAAUGAUCAUAUAGUCAGUCUCAAAAAGCUGUUCGACAGGUUGAGAAGAUUUCAGUUGAAGUUGAAUCCUGCCAAAUGUACAUUUGGAGCCAAAUCAGGAAAACUAUUGGGCUUUGUAGUCAAUGAAAAAGGAAUUGAAGUUGAUCCAGAUAAGAUACAAGCCAUUCAAAACUUAUCUCCUCCUCAUACCUCAAAAGAAGUGCGAGGCUUCUUAGGGAGAUUAAAUUAUAUUGCUCGCUUCAUCUCUCAACUCACUUAUAAGUGUGAUCUUAUUUUCAAGCUUCUCAGAAAACAUGAUCCUGGAGAAUGGAAUGAUGAAUGCCAAGAAGCUUUUGAUAAGAUCAAAGAAUACUUGUCAAAUCCACCUGUGUUGGUGCCACCAAUGCCAGGAAAACCUUUGAUUUUAUACUUGACAGUGCAUGAAAAUUCAAUGGGAUGUGUGUUGGGGCAAAGAGAUGAAACUGAUAAGAAAGAACGAGCAAUUUACUACUUGAGCAAGAAGUUCACUGAUUAUGAGUCAAAGUAUUCACCAUUAGAGAAGAUGUGUUGUGCAUUAACCUGGACAGCUCGAAGGCUUAGACAAUACAUGCUUUAUCACACUACUUGGCUCAUAGCAAAGCUGGAUCCUAUUAAGUAUAUCUUCGAAAAGCCCUCAUUGACAGGAAGAAUAGCACGGUGGCAAGUUAUGCUUUCAGAAUAUGAUAUCAUUUACGUGACUCAAAAAGCUAUUAAAGGGAGUGCAAUAGCUGAAUUCCUUGCUGAUCGUGCAGUCGAAGAUUAUGAGCCAAUGAAAUUAGAUUUUCCUGAUGAGGAUGUGAUGGCCAUUGAAGAAAAUGAACCUGUUGAAAAAUCAUGGAGGAUGUAUUUUGAUGGAGCUGCUAAUGCUUUGGGUCAUGGUAUUGGGGCAAUUUUGAUAUCUCCUGAUGGACAUUAUUACCCCAUCACAGCCAGAUUAAAUUUUAAUUGCACAAACAAUGUGGCUGAAUAUGAGGCCUGUGUUAUGGGUCUACAAGCAGCAAUUGAAAAGAAGAUCAAAGUGUUAGAUGUGUUUGGAGAUUCAGCUUUAGUCAUCUAUCAGUUACGAGGUGAAUGGGAAACAAGAGACUCUAAGUUGAUUCGUACCAUAAAUACAUCUUGAGUUGGUAAGCAAUUUAAAGAAGUUCAGUUUGAGCAUCUACCUAGAGGAAACCAAAUUGCUGAUGCACUGGCUACUAACAUCAGUCAGAACGUCUACUGGAGCCACACCGUUCUCUUUGGUAUAUGGUAUGGAAGCUGUGCUACCAGUCGAAGUGGAAAUUCCUCACUGAGAGUCCUGAUGGAGGUGGAGUUAGAGGAAGCAGAAUGGGUCCGAAAAUCGCUACGAGCAGUUAAACCUUAUUGA